AACAAAAUCUCUUAAGUCUCUCACGUUAGCAGCUUUCUUUGGUGGUGGUGGUGGUGUGAUUCGGAAGAGUGGACCAUGGCGGAUUCUGUGGCUCUUUUUACUUCAAUCGGACUCAGUGAGCAGAAAGCUAAGGAGACGUUGAAGAAUGAGCAGCUCAGUGCAGCUCUCAGAGACGCUGUUACACAGGCUAAAAACAUGUUGGGAUCCAGAGAAGUGGACAAAGCCAUAGGGAACCUUCUGUACAGCAUGGCGUCCCGUCUGCGAGACCUCAACCGCUUGCCUUACCUGACUGAGUACAUCGUCAAACGCAAGAUCACCACAGACCUACAGUUAUCUGCUGCACUGGACUUUGUGAAGAGCCACCCUGGGGAUCCUAUGGACAAAAAGGAGUUUGAGACUGCCUGUGGUGUGGGGAUUGUUGUCACGCCGGAGCAGAUUGAGGACACGGUUGAGCUAAUCAUCAGAAAAAACAAGGAGCAGCUGUUGGCUGAGCGAUACCGCUUUAACAUGGGGCUCCUCAUUGGUGAAGCCAGAGCAGCUCUUAAAUGGGCAGAUGGAAAAAUCUUAAAGAAUGAAGUCGACAUGCAGGUCUUGCACCUCCUGGGUCCUAAAACUGAGGCGGACCUGGAGAAGAAACCCAAGGCAGCAAAAGCCAAACCAGCAGAGAAGGAAUCGAAGCAGGAGAAGGUUGAGUCUGUGAGCGAUUUUAAGAUGGAGGGGAAAUCUCUGAUGGAGCAGCUGAGAGGUGAAGCUCUUAAAUUCCAUAAACCAGGUGAGAAUUAUACUACUGAAGGAUAUGUCGUAACACCAAACACCAUGGACCUACUGAAACAGCACCUGGAGCUUACCGGAGGACAGGUUCGAACUCGGUUCCCUCCUGAACCAAACGGCAUCCUCCACAUCGGACACGCCAAGGCGAUUAACUUCAAUUUUGGUUAUGCUAAGGCAAACAAUGGCAUCUGCUUCCUCCGCUAUGAUGAUACAAAUCCUGAGAAAGAGGAGGAGAAAUAUUUCACCGGCAUUAAAGACAUGGUGGAAUGGCUCGGCUAUAAGCCAUAUGCUGUUACUCAUGCCUCUGACAACUUCGGGCGUCUGUAUGAACUUGCUGUUGAGCUUGUUCGCAGGGGUCACGCGUAUGUCUGCCACCAGCGCGGCGAGGAGCUGAAGGGCCACAAUGUGCCACCCUCACCAUGGAGGGACCGACCUGUGGAGGAGUCUCUCGUUCUUUUUGAAAGAAUGAAAAAAGGCAUGUUUGCAGAAGGAGAGGCAACACUCCGCAUGAAGAUGGUCAUGGAAGAUGGCAAAAUGGAUCCGGUGGCUUACCGCAUCAAGUACACGCCUCACCACAGAACUGGUGACACCUGGUGUAUAUAUCCUACAUAUGACUACACCCACUGCCUGUGUGACUCGAUCGAACACAUCACACACUCGCUGUGCACCAAGGAGUUUCAGUCUAGACGCUCAUCAUAUUUCUGGCUGUGCAAUGCUUUGGACGUGUACUGUCCUGUGCAGUGGGAGUAUGGCAGACUUAACCUCACCUACACGGUCGUCUCCAAGAGGAAGAUCAUCAAGCUGGUGGAGACGGGGACCGUCAGAGAUUGGGACGACCCACGCCUCUUCACUCUCACUGCUCUCAGGAGACGUGGCUUUCCUCCUGAGGCCAUCAACAACUUCUGUGCACGUGUGGGUGUGACCGUUGCCCAGACAACCACUGAGCCUCAUUUGUUGGAGUCUUGUGUGAGGGAUGUGCUUAACGACACUGCACCGAGGGCCAUGGCUGUCUUGGAACCUCUCAAAGUGACCAUCACCAAUUUGCCUUCUAAUGCCAAGACUCAGAUUCAUGUUCCGGAUUUCCCUGCGGAUGAGAGUAGGGGUAGCCAUGUGGUUCCCUUUUCCAGAACAAUUUUCAUUGAGCAGAGUGAUUUUAGAGAGGUAAUUGAGAAGGGCUAUAAGCGUCUGACUCCUGAACAGCCAGUAGGCCUUAGGCAUGCUGGCUACAUCAUCUCUGUGCAGCGUGUCAUCAAGGAUGACGGUGGUAAAGUGGUAGAGCUGGAGGUGACGUGCACAAGCUCAGACUCUACUGAGAAACCCAAAGCCUUUAUCCACUGGGUCUGUGAUCCCCUGCAGUGUGAAGUGCGCCUCUAUGAACGACUCUUCCUCCAUAAAAACCCAGAGGACACAUCUGAAGUGCCUAAUGGCUUCCUGAGUGACAUCAAUCCGCAUUCCAUGCAAGUGAUUGAAAGUGCCUUAAUUGACCGCUCAGUGAGCAAGGCCAAAGUCUUCGAUAAAUUCCAGUUCGAGAGAGUGGGCUAUUUCUCCCUGGACUCAGACAGCACAGCUGAUAAGCUGGUUUUCAACAGGACUGUUACACUCAAGGAGGAUCCAGGGAAAAUCUGAGGACCGAAGAACAUCGACGGACUACAUCACUGUGCAGAAAUGGAUUAUAAAAUAUUGCAAAUUAAUCAGUAUUUUAAAAGUUAAAGCGAAUUAUGCUGGUGCUGUGCAGUGUUGAAACUUAAAUAUGCAAUGUAUCAUGUUGUUCUUUCAUAUGUCUGGGAAAAGACAAACUUUUGGAAUAAACCAUAUUUAAGUGAAAA
This is a messenger RNA of Clarias gariepinus (North African catfish), 2597 nucleotides long. RefSeq names its product glutaminyl-tRNA synthetase 1 (gene qars1). Gene Ontology annotation, biological process: glutaminyl-tRNA aminoacylation; translation. Lineage: Eukaryota; Metazoa; Chordata; Actinopteri; Siluriformes; Clariidae. Gene Ontology annotation, molecular function: glutamine-tRNA ligase activity; ATP binding. The transcript has 23 exons. The coding region runs from base 76 to 2397 and encodes 773 amino acids. Gene Ontology annotation, cellular component: cytosol; cytoplasm; aminoacyl-tRNA synthetase multienzyme complex. The record is from RefSeq and is a predicted model, not a curated record.